This is a messenger RNA of Daucus carota subsp. sativus, 393 nucleotides long. RefSeq names its product auxin-responsive protein SAUR76. The transcript has a single exon. NCBI's taxonomy places the organism in Eukaryota, Viridiplantae, Streptophyta, Magnoliopsida, Apiales, Apiaceae. The record is from RefSeq and is a predicted model, not a curated record. The coding region runs from base 1 to 393 and encodes 130 amino acids. Gene Ontology annotation, biological process: response to auxin.
AUGAAGAAGUUGAAUUUGAUGUUACGGAAGUGCAAGACAUUGUCUAGACAGCUCGGACGCAGCUCGUCUUACAGUAGUUUGAGGUCCAAGUCGACGAGAGAUGAUUUAUGGGGUGUUGAUCAGGGCAAUGAGCAUCGCGAAACGAUAAUCGUUGGGAGCUCUAGGCGACGGUACGCUGUGAAAUCCGAGUUCUUGAGCCAUCCUUUGUUGAGCGCUCUGAUUGAGAAGUCCAAGAAGCAAAACCCAGGAAGCGUGGGAUGUGGUAGUGAUAUAAUAGCAGUGAAAUGUGAGGUGGUGCUGUUCGAUCAUCUCUUGUGGAUGCUAGAAAAUGCGGAUCCUACCAAUCUCACUCCUGAUUCUUUCGAAGAACUGGCUGAUCUCUAUGUUGUUUAG